This is a messenger RNA of Cutaneotrichosporon oleaginosum, 1558 nucleotides long. RefSeq lists its product as uncharacterized. The record is from RefSeq and is a predicted model, not a curated record. Gene Ontology annotation, biological process: N-acylphosphatidylethanolamine metabolic process; N-acylethanolamine metabolic process. NCBI's taxonomy places the organism in Eukaryota, Fungi, Basidiomycota, Tremellomycetes, Trichosporonales, Trichosporonaceae. Gene Ontology annotation, cellular component: membrane-bounded organelle; cytoplasm. Gene Ontology annotation, molecular function: N-acylphosphatidylethanolamine-specific phospholipase D activity.
CUUCACGACUUCUCUCUACCUCUCAGCACUCGCACUCGGUAAGGCGCAACAUGAUGGCGAUGCUGCGGCGCGCGGCCGUCGUCCUCCCAAUCGCCUGGACUGGCGUCUGGCUAGGAUACUACGCAUACACAGAUACGCUGCGGCGCUCGCACAUCCGCUCGCGGAACAAAGAGCUUGACUCGGCGCUCUCUACGCUUGGGGUUGACAGACGGGCUCCGGCGAGCGAGGAGGAGAAGGAGGCGAUCAAGAAGCGCUUCUCGAGCCUCCGCUUUGCCGGGCGGUACUGGAAUCCAUAUGUCGAAUGGCGCGAGCAGGGCGCUUGGGAAUGGGCGUGGUGGAAGGUCAUCCUGUCCACGCUCAAUGGCAAGCUGUUCUACUUUGAUGGCGACCUGCCUGCCGAGCGGCCCAUUCCCGAUCUGCCUGUUGAAACGCCUGACUUCGCCCUGCUGUACGGCAAAGACGCGCGGGUCCACAUCCCGGUCUCGACCGACGAGGGGGAGAAGGAGAAUGUGCACGGCAAUGGCUACGCCAACGAGCACGCAAAUGGGCAUGCAAACGGAACCGCUCAGACCAACGGACAUGCCAAUGGGCACGCAAACGGACAUGCAAACCACGCCGAUGGGCACGCAUAUCGACACGCCCUUCCUCCAGCGCAGACAAUGCGUCACCGUACCCACCGCGGCGGCGCCGACAUUGACAUCACAGACAAGCUUACGAUUACCUGGAUGGGCCAGUCUACUUCCUAUGUUACACUAGACAAACUGGCCAUUCUCACCGACCCCGCACUGCAGGACCGCACGAUCCCCUCGACACUGGCACCGCAACGCAUUCGUCCAGCGCCAUGUACAUACGAGGACUUGAAGCGCGUCGACCUGGUUCUUGUUUCUCACAACCAUUACGACCACCUCGACCCUCAGGCUGUCGUCGAACUCGGUGACUCAUGCGAAUGGGUCGUGCCAAUGGGCGCCGGGGACUUCUUGCGCGAGCUGGGCGUCACCCGCGUGACGGAGCUCGACUGGUGGCAGGAGAAGAAGCACACCCUGCAGCGUCCCGGAGAGAAAGACCGGACGUACACGAUUACUGCUGUUCCUGUGAUGCACUGGUCGGCGCGCUCGCCAGCGGAUACCAACGCAACUCUAUGGUCUGCUUUCCACGUCAAGAGUGACACUGAGAAACCUCGUUCCUUCAUCCACCUCGGCGACACCGGCUACUCACCUACACUCUACGAGGCUGUAGGUCGCGUCCUCGGGCCAGUCGACCUAGCGGCCAUCCCGAUAGGCUCGUACGAGCCGAGGUGGCACAUGCACCUUCAGCACACGGAUCCCGAGGGCGCGGUGCGUAUGGCGCUUAACCUCGGCGCCAAGAAGAGCAUCGGCGUGCACUGGGGCACGUGGAUCAUGUCGGACGAGGCGUAUAAUAUGCCACCGAUCGACCUUGCCAAGGCGCGCGAGAAGUAUGGCGUGAGCGAGGACGCCUUCAGCACUGUGCCUGUGGGGAAGACGGUCGUCGUAGAGUAGUGUAUUAGAGUGCAGGUGUAGAUGUAUCAUUGCUCUGUGAA